Messenger RNA from Puma concolor (puma), 591 nucleotides. Lineage: Eukaryota; Metazoa; Chordata; Mammalia; Carnivora; Felidae. The record is from RefSeq and is a predicted model, not a curated record.
AUGGCCGAGGGGAGUGAGCUGAUGAACAGGCUCAUGAGUGAGAAUGCAGACCUGAAGAAGCAGGUGCGCCUCAUGAAGGAGAACCAGAUGCUGAAGCGUCUGCUCAGCGAGAGCUGCCAGGAGCGCUGUAGCCUUGGGAGCCGGGACCUGCUCUUCCCCAAGGCACCCGCCUACCCCGAGGACAGCUCCCCCGGGAGCGCAGGUGCAGACUUUGGAAGGUUCAGUGGCGUCCCUGAUGCACCCUCCCAGCUGCAGACGUCCUCCCUGGAGGACCUGCUGUGCUCACAUGCCCCCAUCUCCAGUGAGGAUGACGCCUCCCCUGGCUGUGCCACCUCCUCCCAGGUGCCCUUCAAGGCUUUCCUCAGCCCCCCAGAGCUGCGUGCACCCCGAGGCACUGACAGGAAGCUGUCCCCGCUCCUGAACCCCUUGCAGGACCCGCUGGCAGACAAGACCCUGCUGGAGCCCAGGGAGAUGGUCCGGCCCAAGAAAGUGUGCUUCUCAGAGAGCAGCCUGCCGUCUGGGGACAGGACGAGAAGGAGCUACUACCUUAACGGUAUGGCCCAGGCAGGGGCGGGCACCAGGGUGCAGUAG